Molecule: messenger RNA, 1050 nt
Organism: Priceomyces carsonii
Lineage: Eukaryota; Fungi; Ascomycota; Pichiomycetes; Serinales; Debaryomycetaceae
Product: D-mandelate dehydrogenase-like dehydrogenase
Exons: 1
Coding region: 1-1050 (349 amino acids)
Molecular function (GO): NAD binding; oxidoreductase activity, acting on the CH-OH group of donors, NAD or NADP as acceptor
Source: RefSeq, a predicted model, not a curated record
AUGACUACAUCUAGCACUUCUAAGCCAAAGAUAUUAAGAAUCGGAAAGAUUGAGUUCGGUACCAAAAAAUGGGAAGAGCUUGGAAAAGUUGCAGAGGUUAUCGAUUGUACCUCGAAAGAUAGAGAAGAGUUUUUCAAGGACUUAAAGAAUAAAUAUAGUGGGGUAACUUGCAUUACUAGAACUUUUGCUAGUGUCAGUCAAACGGGUAGAUUUGAUGAAGAAUUGUCGCAGCAUUUACCAGAGAGUGUGAGAUCGGUGAGUCAUACUGGAGCAGGUUAUGAUCAGAUCGAUGUUGAACCUUUUACAAAAAAAGGUAUUCAAAUUUCUAAUGUGACUACUCCAGUUGAGGCGCCUACUGCAGAUACGGCAGUUUUCUUGGUCUUAGCCACCACUAGGAACUUUCAACAAGGACAUGAUUUAGCCGUUCAAGGUAAAUGGCCCAAAGACAAGUGUGCGGGUGCAAAACUUGGACAUGAACCAGAAGGUAAAACCCUUGGUAUCUACGGAAUGGGAGGCAUCGGUAGAGCAAUCCACAACAGAUUAAAACCUUUCAAUUAUGGUAAAAUUAUUUAUCACAAUAGGAGUCAAUUGAAACCAGAACUCGAAAACGGAGCAGAAUACGUUUCAUUUGACUCUUUAUUGAGCGAUAGCGAUAUAAUUUUGAUUAGCGUUCCCUUGAAUGGUAAUACUAGGCACUCAAUCAAUGCUGAGACCAUUUCUAAGAUGAAGGAUGGUGUUGUGUUAAUCAAUACUGCCAGAGGAGCAGUCGUCAAUGAAGCAGAAUUGAUAAAAUGUCUUCAAUCUGGUAAGGUUGGUGCUUACGGCUCGGAUGUCUUCGAGCACGAACCAGAAGUACCCCAAGUCUUGCUUGACAUGCCCAAUGUUGUUAGUUUACCUCACAUGGGAACCCACACAUAUGAGUCAAUCAAAAACUUGGAAGAUUUUGUUGUGGAAAAUGUCUUUGAUUUCUUGUACACUGGUAAGGUCAAGACUAUCGUACCUGAACAAUACAGUUUGCAAAUUAAAGAAGGACCAAUUCUUUCGAAGUAA